This is a messenger RNA of Schistocerca nitens (vagrant locust), 502 nucleotides long. RefSeq lists its product as uncharacterized. Bases 60 to 443 code for a protein of 127 amino acids. Lineage: Eukaryota; Metazoa; Arthropoda; Insecta; Orthoptera; Acrididae. The transcript has 2 exons. The record is from RefSeq and is a predicted model, not a curated record.
GUGGCGGUGGGACUUCGUGUCGUGUCCAGCCGCUGUGCGCUGCGUCAACCCACUCAGGAAUGGGGCUCACCAAGAUAUGGACGAUAAUUUUACUCUUGUGCAUGGCGUCGUCCUACGACGCUGCUCCCGUGAAUGAAGGCGACGUCAACACCGCACAGAAUCAACCGGAGUCCGUGGAUUCGAGAAGUGGGACCGACGAGAGUACAGCAACCGCCCAGGGCAGCGUUACGAAUGGGAAGUCAAGAGACGCUACACACGUAUACAUCCCCGGUGAUGGCUUCGGAGUCGCCAGUCUUGAAAGGAUUACAGACGGUGGCAAAGAUCAGACUGAGUUGGAAGCAGAGGAGCAGCCGUCACCCGAAGAAACCAUGAAAACAGCUGCUGCUAUCAUUUUCCCGCCUUUAUUCGAUAACGCAGGGCCCUCUGAAAACGGCUCCCAGUAAUGAUCUCUCGCGUCAUCUUCAAUUGAAGCAGUAAUUUACGACACACCAAUCGUGCCAGU